AUUUCGGCGUAAUGCACAAAAAGGUACAUCUUGUUCUUUUAUAUGCUUGUUGUUGCACAAAGCAAUGCGUUUCACCUGAAAUAUGCGUGUUAUUUUUUUGACUGUGGGAAAGCAUUUAUAUUUAACAUGAAGGUUGAGCUUAAGCUUUCUCUUUUAUCUUCUUCAUUCCACAUCAAAGAAAAAGAAUGACUGAGACAGAAAAAGAUCACAGAUUUCAUUUCGACACCUUACAGCUACAUGCUGGACAUAGCCCUGAUGCGACAUCAAGAGCUCGAGCUGUUCCAAUUUUUGCUUCAACUUCUUUUGUUUUUGAUGAUUUUAAACAUGCCACUGACCUGAUGGAAUUUCGUAAGAAAGGGUUUGUCUAUUCCCGGCUUUCGAACCCUACUACAGAUGUUUUUGAGCAACGCAUGGCAGCUCUUGAAGGUGGUGUACUAUCCACUGCAACCUCUUCCGGUCAAGCUGCUCAAUUUAUGACUAUAGCUACGCUUUGUAAAACAGGCGACAACCUUAUUUCUAGCUCUAGUGUAUAUGGUGGUACUUACAACCAGCUUAAUGUUCUUUUUCCAAGAUUGGGCAUUAAAACUAAGUUUAUUCAAAGUAAUGACCCCGAAGAUUACCGAAAAGCAAUCGAUGAAAACACCAAAUUAAUUUACGUCGAGAGUAUCGGUAAUCCACAAUUCCAAAUCCCCGAUUUUAGGGCACUAGCCGACGUGGCUCAUGAAAACGGUAUACCUCUUGUUGUUGACAAUACUUUUGGUGCUGGCGGAUAUAUUGUAAACCCAAUUAAGUAUGGAGCUGAUAUUGUUGUACAUUCUGCCACGAAAUGGAUAGGAGGUCAUGGCACGACUAUUGGUGGCGUCGUUGUUGAUGCAGGUAAUUUCGACUGGGGAAAUGGAAAGUUUCCGGAUUUUACUGAACCCUCAGCCAGUUAUCAUGGGCUGCAAUUUUGGGAUCAAUUCGGAAAACUUGCAUUCACCUAUAGAUUUAGAUCCGAGUCAUUGCGUGAUAUUGGUGCCUGUCAUAACCCUUUCGGAUCAUUCCUAUUGCUCCAAGGUUUAGAAACUUUAUCUCUACGGGUUCAGCGUCAUCUCGACAAUGCUCUUGAACUGGCUGUAUGGCUUUCAUCCAGAGAACAUGUAACUUGGGUCUCCUAUCCAGGUCUUAAAAACCACCCCUCGCAUGAGCUCGCAAAAAAAUACUUGCACGGAUUCGGAGGGGUUUUGACAUUUGGAAUAAGGGGUUCUCUUAAGGUGUUUAUCGAAUCUGUUAAGUUAGCGUCCCAUUUAGCUAACGUAGGUGAUGCCAAAACACUUGUUAUAGCGCCUGCUUUAACUACACACAGACAAAUGAGUGAUCAAGAACAGGAGGAUAAUGGCAUCACAAAAGACAUGAUCCGAGUUUCUGUCGGUAUUGAACAUAUUGAUGAUAUCAAGUGGGACUUUGCACAAGCAUUGAAAAAAGCUAAUGCUCCCGUCGAGAAGUUUCUAGACAAAUUACAUCUUAUUUAAGUUCAAUAUCCUUUAUCCUUCCAUUGUUAAUUUAGAUAAUGUUUAUGAAAAUAAAAGUACGAUGAAACAAUUAAAUCACUCUUCGUAUGAGAGAAAAAGAAA
Molecule: messenger RNA, 1613 nt
Organism: Mucor mucedo
Lineage: Eukaryota; Fungi; Mucoromycota; Mucoromycetes; Mucorales; Mucoraceae
Product: Cys/Met metabolism PLP-dependent enzyme-domain-containing protein
Exons: 8
Coding region: 186-1511 (441 amino acids)
Biological process (GO): transsulfuration
Molecular function (GO): pyridoxal phosphate binding; transferase activity, transferring alkyl or aryl (other than methyl) groups
Source: RefSeq, a predicted model, not a curated record